This is a messenger RNA of Caenorhabditis angaria, 237 nucleotides long. NCBI's taxonomy places the organism in Eukaryota, Metazoa, Nematoda, Chromadorea, Rhabditida, Rhabditidae. The record is from the annotation of a GenBank genome assembly.
AUGUUAUUGGCAAUUUCUGAAGCUUGCCAUCCAUCGAGAAGUUCGUCGACAACAACAACUUCAGCGCCAACAACAAUUAGAACUUCAACUGCAAGAUCUACUGAAGCUCCAGCUACAACAACUUCAGCCGGUGCUUCUGAUACUGAGACUACAACAACUACAGAAACUACGACGACAACUGAAGCCACAGCAACCAUUAUUUCAGGAAGUGUUAGUGUUAGUGGAAAGAAAAAGUGA